Molecule: messenger RNA, 1719 nt
Organism: Metarhizium brunneum ARSEF 3297
Lineage: Eukaryota; Fungi; Ascomycota; Sordariomycetes; Hypocreales; Clavicipitaceae
Gene: SUOX
Product: Sulfite oxidase
Biological process (GO): sulfur compound metabolic process
Cellular component (GO): mitochondrion
Molecular function (GO): sulfite oxidase activity; molybdopterin cofactor binding; heme binding
Source: RefSeq, a predicted model, not a curated record
AUGCCUCCCCAGCCCAAGAAAGCUGCUCCCGCCAAAAUGAAGACGACGAAUCGCCCCGACGAGUGGAAGAUUGAGCAGGGGCUGUCGGGCGCUGUGCUCCCGCCCCUGGAUAUGACCAAGCCGCAGACCAAGGCUCUUCCCAUCCAGACCUUUGGCCCACUGACCAAAGAUGAGAAGGCUAUCAAGGCUGUGGGAGACCCAAACAAGCUGUUUUCCAUGGAGAGAAAGGGCUGGACGGGCUUUGUCGAGUGGGAGAAGUAUCCCGAGAAAAAGGCCGCCGCCCAUACCAUCCUGACGUCCCAGACAUUCCCACCGAAUCCAGAGUUCCAGCUCGGUCCCAUCCCUGGCACGAACCCCGUUCUUCCUGGCACGCACUGGAAAAUGUGGCAUCACGCCGUCGGCGGUGAGCUGACCAAGAUUCCCGACGACUCCUGGGCCACCGUCCUCAAGGAGAAGCACCCCGACAUGCUGCAUCUUCUUCAAUUUCCAUACAACGGGGAGCCCCCCAAGCGCCUCGUCACCGCCAAAGAAAUCACCCCCAAUUCACUUCACUUUGUGAGAAACCACGGCGGUAUUCCAUUGAUCGACAAGGACCACUACAGCUUCCUACUCGACGGCCUCGUUGCCAAGCCCAAGGAGUUCACUCUGGACGACCUCAUGGACGAGAACAGAUUUCCGCGAAUGGAAAAGGCCAUUACCAUUCAGUGCUCGGGUACGCGUCGUAUUGAGCAGAUUCUCAAGUAUCCCGGCCAGGGCGACGAGGUUCCGCAGGCGCCUUGGGCAGAGGGCGCCAUUGGCACCGCCAGAUACGUCGGCAUCAGUCUGAAAAAGGUCAUCAAGGAGUGCGGGGGCUUGAUUGACGGGGCCAAGCACUUGGAGUUUUACGGCGCCGAUACCUACUUCAAGGAUGACAAGACGAUGAAUUAUCUCGUCAGUGUUCCGUGGUCCAAGGUCAAGGCCAACGAGGUGAUGCUUGCAUGGGAAAUGAAUGGAGAGGUCCUUCCCGCCAUCCACGGAUACCCCCUUCGUAUUGUGGUCUUUGGCUACAUCGGGGCCAGAAGCGUCAAGUGGCUUUAUCGCAUCAAGGCCAUCAAGGAGCCCUCGCGGGCACCAGUCCAGAGCCAGGAGUACCUCUACUUCCCACAGCAGGUAGGAAAGCACAACCUCAGGAUGACUGAUGGAAUCCAGAUCCAGGAAAUGCCGGUAAGCUCUGCCAUCAUGUCCCCAUGGACCAAGCAAGUGUGUAUCCACAACGGCAAGAUUCGCUGCAAGGGCUGGGCCUACUCUGGUGGUGGCCGGUGGCCGGAGCGCGUUGAACUGUCCAACGACGGCGGCUUCAACUGGUAUACCGUUCCCCUCGGGAACCUUUCCAAGAAGCGGAAGUGGACGUGGCGCACCUGGGAGUUUGACCUCCCAUGCGACGUCGAGGGCUGGGUCGAGAUUGUCUGCCGCUGUUGGGACAACGCGCUCAACACGCAACCGCCUCACGUCCGUACAGCCUGGAACUGGGGCUUACACGUCACCAGCUCCUGCCAUCGCAUUUCUGUGUACAGUGUCAACAAGUCUAGGCCGCUCACCAAGGCUCGGCUUGAUGAGUUUGAGCAGAAAGGCAUUCCGUUUGCCCCCCUGACGGUGCCUCUCGCAUUCCCGUCUCAAACGUGGGAGGAUUAUGAAAAGUUCUGGCAAAACAAUGACCCUCGUGACGCUGAAGAUGACUGA